Molecule: messenger RNA, 1688 nt
Organism: Exophiala dermatitidis NIH/UT8656
Lineage: Eukaryota; Fungi; Ascomycota; Eurotiomycetes; Chaetothyriales; Herpotrichiellaceae
Product: 50S ribosomal protein L3
Exons: 2
Coding region: 102-1061 (319 amino acids)
Biological process (GO): translation
Cellular component (GO): ribosome; mitochondrial large ribosomal subunit
Molecular function (GO): structural constituent of ribosome
Source: RefSeq, a predicted model, not a curated record
CGAACAACUUAACGAGGCAUUCGGGUUCGACGACGCCUCCAUAUCGAUCAAUUGAAAGGCAUUCAACCCCGGUAGACGUUGCGUGCGUCUAUACUGGCAAGAUGCCCCCAACUGCGACGAAGUUCCUCGCCGUUCCUCUCCCACCUCCUUUCCUCCUCCCUCGCUCUCUCCUCCGAAAACCUCUCAAUGCCUCCCAGAGACGAGCAUUCGGCAUCAGAUCAAUAGAAGGUGCACAACCUAGACCGAACCCGUACAAUGUGGUGUCUGGCAUCAAACCUCUCUUGUCCAGCCAAGCCGCAGCUUUUGAGCGCAGAAUCAAAUCCGACACUCUACCCUUAAGGACCGGAGCUUUAGCCAUUAAAAAAGGAAUGACCGCCAUCUAUGAUGUUGAAAGCGGAAAGAGAAUACCUUGUACGGUACUUCAGCUCGACCGGAACGAGGUGGUCAGCCACAAGACGCGCAAGCGACAUGGAUACUAUGCUGUCUGUGUGGGCAGCGGGUUGGUGAACCCCAAAAACGUAACCAAGCCAAUGCUGGGCCAUUUUUCCGUUCAGGGCGUCAGUCCCAAACGCUAUCUACGAGAGUUCCGGGUGCGGAACCGUGAUGGACUGUUGCCCAUUGGGGAAGAGAUCCGAGCAAACUGGUUCGAGGCCGGACAGUUCGUAGACACCCGGUCGAAUUGCAAAGGAAAGGGCUUCGCUGGGCCUAUGAAGAGGUGGGGCUUCCAUGGUCAAGAUCGAUCUCACGGUCACUCCCUCAGUCACAGAUCUCACGGUACGCUGGGUCAGGGUCAAGGCGGUGGUAGUCGUGUGUAUCCCGGCAAGAAAAUGGCAGGAAACAUGGGAGGACAGCAAAACACCGUGCAAAAUCUGAAAGUGCUGCAGUCAGAUCCGGAGAACGGGAUUGUGAUUGUCAACGGCGCCGUCAGUGGUCCCAAGGGCUGUUUGGUCAUGAUUCAAGACGCCCUAAAGAAACCCUGGCCUCAAGUGCCUGAUCCGCCGAAACCGUCCGAGAUUGAUGCAGGAUUGAAAAAGGCUGUCGGGGCGAAAGUUCCAGCAUGAAUUGCAGUCACUAUUUGAUUAUACAAAUGCUGUAUCAUUACGGGAAGAUUUGCUGGCACUAUUGGAGGACCAUGAUACCCCAAGGUCCUGGGGAGAAGGGGCCGCAAGGCCGCAGAGUCGUCGUCUGUUGAGCGACAUCUGUUCAACGCCAGGCUAGAGUUGCGAAGUGGUGCCCAGGCGACCUUAGCCUCAGCUGCUAGGCCUUGUCAAGUGUUGUGGUGACGGACUCGGUCCCUCCCAGAAAUCAUUGAAUGCUCGGAGGGCGCAGAGGAUUGACCCUAAGAUAAACUGGGGGUGUGUAUGAGACCAAAGCACGUCGCCCACUGGUUGCCGCCUGGAAGAUUGAGCCAUCAACAGACGACUGAGGGAUAUUUCGAGGAUGCCAUGGUCAGGUGGAAGGUUUCCACGAGGGCGGUGCGCCAUCCUUCUUAGCCAAAGGCUCAAAGGCUCAGAGGAGCAUAAAAUUAAAGACUUCUUUCACGCAUGUGCCCUGGUGUUCUCUGGCCCAUGAAGCGGCCGUGGGAUCUCCCAGACGAUCGUCUGGUCCCUUGCUCUCGCCGUUUCAGCUCACGCAAGCCCUCAAUAGAAUCCGCACAUUCAUAAUACGACCUGUUUUAUCGUCCAGAA